AUUUUGGGAAAACAGCUGAUAUGACUGCUGCUGCUUUUCUUCUGCAAAAGACCGGCAUUACAUACAUUUUAUAUUAAAUAAGAAAAUUAAUAACAAUAAUUAGGUAUAAAUAAAACAAAAUGCGAUUCCCUUCAAAUAAAACAUUGGCUAAAUAUGCUGUCUACAUUGGUAUAGCCGGCAUUUCAAGUGUCAUGUACAUGAGAUGGAAAAUCGAGGAACGUAUACGUAAUGCUGAAUAUUUUCGUUCGGCUUUCAAGAUUUUGAGGCAACAUAGAGGAGCUGUAAGCCUAUUGGGUGAACCCAUAAAAGAUAUGGGCUUUGAUAUAGGUGACUCGAAUAAUUCAUGUGAUGGCCAAACGGCUAAUUUUGAAGUAUCAGUUAAGGGCUCCAAGGAAAGAGGUAAAAUGUUCUUUUCGGCCAUGCGCAGCGAUGAAGCUGGUUGGAUAAUAAAUCGCCUGGAGUUGGAGCUAAAAUCACAGCCCGACAAAAGAUUUAUAAUACAAACGCCAACGGAAAAUUCUGCACCAUCUAAUGAAUAGUGAAACCAAACGUAUUUAUUUAAUCUAAUACGAAAUAUGUACUGUUAGAAUUCUUUUUUUAUUAUUAUUGUUAUAAAUAAUAUUGCAUUUGGUUUAUGAUUUAUUUGACUAAAUAAAUGCUUUUUAUUAUCUA
Molecule: messenger RNA, 672 nt
Organism: Musca domestica (house fly)
Lineage: Eukaryota; Metazoa; Arthropoda; Insecta; Diptera; Muscidae
Exons: 2
Coding region: 120-539 (139 amino acids)
Biological process (GO): mitochondrial respiratory chain complex IV assembly; mitochondrial respiratory chain complex I assembly
Cellular component (GO): mitochondrial inner membrane
Source: RefSeq, a predicted model, not a curated record